AUGGCCAAAACUAAGAAUGCCCAACCAUCCAAGAAGCCCACUCGUGGAUCUGCGUCUGCUUCACCGGUGUCUCCGCCUGCGCCGCCUGCUCCAGCAACCGGAGCUUCUGUUCCUAAUGAAAAUGUUAGUAUUGAGAAUCAAAAUGAAAGUGUUGAUGUGGAAAAUAGAGGUGAUGUGCCUAUUGAAAAUGUUAAUGUGAAAAAUAAUAGUGAUGUGUCAUUUAAAAAUGAUAAUAUGGAAAAUCAAAAUCAUAAUACUACAAAUAGUGAUGAUGAUCAUUUGAAUAAUUCACUUAAAAACGAAGAUGUUUUAGAGGAUAAUGAUGAUAACAAUGCAGAACAAUCAAACCCAUUUGAACAUUUGCUUGAUAUAUUUGAUCCAAGGAAUUUGGAUGUUCUUGAUUCAAAAGUGAUUGAUUUAUUAGUGUUGAAGGGUCCAAAAAGAGAUUAUUCUGUUAUGAGUGGUUCUAAAAUUAAAUUUUCUAGACGAUUCACUGCUAAUUUGUAUACUAGAGUUUUAUCAAAUGGAGAGAAGUGUGAUCGAGAUUGGCUUGUUUAUUCAAAGAGUUAG
Messenger RNA from Cannabis sativa, 570 nucleotides. RefSeq lists its product as uncharacterized. The record is from RefSeq and is a predicted model, not a curated record. Bases 1 to 570 code for a protein of 189 amino acids. The transcript is spliced from 2 exons. NCBI's taxonomy places the organism in Eukaryota, Viridiplantae, Streptophyta, Magnoliopsida, Rosales, Cannabaceae.